AUCCACGAGGCUGGGCUUACAGUUCCCAAAGCUGCGGUUGAGUGUGACAUUCCGAGGUUCACCGCUUAUAAGUUUUCAGAUCAGUGGAAUGUUAGUGAUGGUACAGUCCUUCCUGGUAGCAAGCCAAGAACCGGCAUCUCUCGACCAAAGAAGCUUUUUGCAGAACAUACUGAGUUUCUUAUA
This is a messenger RNA of Mycotypha africana, 183 nucleotides long. RefSeq lists its product as uncharacterized. The transcript has a single exon. The annotation marks the transcript as partial. The record is from RefSeq and is a predicted model, not a curated record. NCBI's taxonomy places the organism in Eukaryota, Fungi, Mucoromycota, Mucoromycetes, Mucorales, Mycotyphaceae.